Messenger RNA from Mya arenaria, 6652 nucleotides. Its product is annotated as serine/threonine-protein kinase Nek7-like. Gene Ontology annotation, biological process: protein phosphorylation. NCBI's taxonomy places the organism in Eukaryota, Metazoa, Mollusca, Bivalvia, Myida, Myidae. Gene Ontology annotation, molecular function: ATP binding; protein kinase activity. The coding region runs from base 110 to 1291 and encodes 393 amino acids. The transcript is spliced from 8 exons. The record is from RefSeq and is a predicted model, not a curated record.
CAAGCGCACUUCUGACUUCCGGAUAUUUUCUCAGCUGUGUUUACAAAAAAAAAUCAACGAAUUUGUUUUUGUUGCAGUUGAGAGUGAUCUUAUACCUUUUCAGACAGUCAUGGCGGACAUGAUGGAAGCAGAUGCGGGGGACCAAUCAGAGGGGUCAAGCAUUUAUGGUACUUUGUCUGCCUUCAACAUCGACAAGAAAAUUGGAAAGGGACAGUUCUCAGAAGUUUACAGGGUCAUCUGUAAAGCCACUGGGGAUGUGCUGGCUCUGAAAAAAGUGCAGAUAUUUGAAAUGAUGGAUGCAAAGGCAAGACAGGAUUGUAAGAAAGAAAUUGAUUUGUUAAAGGUACUGAACCACCCAAAUGUGAUAAAAUACCUGGAGUCCUUUAUUGAGGAUAAUGAACUCAACAUUGUUCUGGAGUUGGCUGAUGCUGGCGAUCUCUCAAGGAUGAUCAAGCACUUCAAGCGCCAGACUCGCCUUAUCCCGGAAAAGACCAUCUGGAAGUACUUCAUUCAGAUCUGCAGCGCCCUCAACCACAUGCACUCCAGAAGGAUCAUGCACCGUGACAUCAAGCCAGCCAAUGUGUUCAUUACGGCACAGGGCGUGGUCAAACUUGGGGACCUUGGGCUGGGGCGGUUCUUCAGCUCCAAAACAACUGCUGCUCACUCUCUUGUCGGCACCCCAUAUUACAUGUCCCCAGAGAGGAUACAUGAGAAUGGAUACAACUUUAAGUCAGAUAUCUGGUCCCUUGGCUGCUUGCUCUAUGAGAUGGCCGCUCUACAGUCACCCUUCUAUGGGGACAAGAUGAAUCUCUACUCACUUUGUAAGAAGAUAGACAAGUGUGAUUACCCGCCCCUGCCCUCAGAUGUGUACUCUGAACAGCUUCGUAAGCUGGUGGCCAUGUGUAUCAACCCCAUCCCAGAGCACCGGCCCGACAUCUCCUAUGCGUAUCACGUAGCACAAGAGAUGCAUGCACACUUCCAAGGCCAGGCCCAGCAGCUACUGCAGCAACAACAACAGCAACAGCAACAACAACAGCUGCAACAUCAGCAGCAACAACAGCAGUUUCAGCAGCUAACGCCUGAACAACAACAACAGUUGUUGGCACAGCAGGGAAACAUACAGAUUGUUAGUGCCCAGCAGUUAACUCCACAACAACAACAGAUGUUGCUGCAGCAGCAACAGUUACAACAACAGCUACAGCAACAGCAGCAGUAUCAGCAGCAACAGGCUCUGCUACAACAGCAGAUGAUGCAGCAACAAGCACCAACAGAGCAGAAACAGACAACUUAAACUCUAACUUGUCGGUUUAAGCUCGACUAGAAAGGAACUCUCGUUAAGGUUGAUGUUGUUAUGGUUAGGUUACAUAUCACUAAAUAUGUGGUGACCUACGAAGAAGGCCACCGUUAACAUUGUGAUCAUUUUACCUCAUCCAGUGACUGGGAAAGGUAGUCUGAGGAAUUUUUAAAAUUUAAUGGGAUCUUGUCAAAAUUAAAUGAGAUGACUUAUAAACAUUUCAAAUAUAACAUUUGAAAAUAUACAGAGAGCUUCAAAGACUUAUGACACAGUGAUUAUUUAUAUGAUUACUAAAUGCUCAGUUUUUCCUCUAAACACUUUAAUCUACACAUAUAAUAUUAUCAGCGUCUGAUCAAAACUGACCAUAUUUUUGUCUGGUUUACACUUAUAUAACAAUUAUUGGCAAACAACUAUCAUUUUGAGAGACCAAUUGAAGCCAGUCUAUGAAAAAUUUACUAAAACAUAUGUUUAUCAAUCUCAAGUAAUGUCACUGAUGUGACAAUGUUUGUGUUGGAUGAUUUUUUGCGAUAUUUACAUGGAAACUUGCACGGGUUUCCCAGUCACUGCUCACCUAGUCACAUUACACAACAUUCAUGUCGGCACAUUGAGUGUGUACUUGAAAUAUCUGUGAAUAUUAAUAAUUCUAAUUUAUUGGAAUUAAAUAUUACUUUGAGGUGUACUUGAAAUAUCUGUGAAUAUUAAUAAUUCUAAUUUAUUGGAAUUAAAUAUUACUUUGAUUGUUUUUUUGGAGUGAGUUAGUGCAGGUGACUCAUAAAUGUAAUUCACUUCAAAAAAAUAAUAUGAAUGAAUGUAUAGAACAGGGGCUGUAUUCGAUAACCACCUUAGAUUUGACUUAGUUUUGAGAUUUGAAUCCAAGUCUUUUGAUUGGACUCUAAAAAUAACUGGCCAAUGGAGUGACUGGAUUCAGUGAGGCAUGUGUAAGGUUAAGUUUAAGAAUGAUAUUGAAUACAACCCCUGGUAGAAGUAAUAAUUUUAAGAGUUUUGCUCCACACAUUUUUUCAUUCUGUUAUACAUUUUUAUUUACUUGGAUGAUAUCUCUAGCAAAGUGAUCUGACAGAAUUUAUUGGAAUUGUAUUAUUGACUUUGAUCAGGUUUCUUUUUAAGUUGCCUGUUUUUUGUGGAAAAAAGCUGAGGUACCGUAUUGUAAUAGCCUUGGUAUUGUGGGUGUGCAAAAACUUUUAAGUAAACGUGACCAUAACAUAAAAAUCUUUAAGUGUAUUCAGGUGAAAUUUGGUACUCGUGUUACCAGAGAGAAAACACAUGUACACAAAAGCCCAUAACUCUAACUUCAAUAAUUGUUGAGUUAUGGCCCUUUUGACUGAAAAAUAACAGACAAGCAUUGUUGCUUUGUUCUUUGACACUCUUGUUUGUGUGCAGACAGUGCCAUUACAGGACUUUCUGUCUCUGCUCUUUGCCAAAUAAUAAUUGUGUGUGCAUGUUAUUAAUGGACAUUAAAAUGCUGUAUAUUCAAUUUUUGCUGGAUAAUAAUUUAUUCGAGACGUUUUGUGGGCAUUUAUAAAUAAUCAAAUAAAAUGUUUGCAUUCAUAAGAAAUAUUCUGUCAUUUGAAGAGAAAUGUAAAGAUUUUUUUAUUUUUCUUCCUAAAGAUUCCAAGAGUAUUCAUCAGAACUCUUGUCACAUAUUAAGAAUGAGAACAUAUAUUUAUAAUUCACAUUUUUAUUGUUGAGCUAUUCCCAUCGGUCAAUGGAGAAAAAAUUGAACUGUUUUGAGAAGAGUUUGAACUAUUUAAAAAAUUACAGUAUACAAAGUUAUACAACCUUUUAUAGGGACCCUCAUUCUACCAAAGUGCUUUAAUUUAUAAGUAAGGAAAGUGCUGUUAUCUACAGAAUGUACAACAUGUACAUAAAAUAUUUGAUUUAUUUUCACUUCUCAUUUGAAAAAAAAGAUCCCAUUUUCAUUGUUAAAGCAUCAUAUAUAUAAACAUGUCUGUAUACAUUGACUUCACUCUAAAUUUCGUCAAAAUGAAAUUUCAUAGCACAUUUUACACCAAAUUUGCACUUUUAUCCAAAUUUUAAAGAUCUCGUUUUUCAAGUUGUGUAUUCACUAUGUUUGUGUAAUAUUUACAUGUAUAUAAUUAGAAUUACUUAUUUUGUUUAAUUAUUGUGACGCUGGUUUAUUGCAUAAAUAGAUCUUUGAAUUAAAUUUUAUCUUUAUGGGCUGGCCUGUAACGAUUUUUACAUUAAUCUAUGUACUUUGUUCUAUAAUAUAUAUUGUACAGUACUUCCUAAUUUUAUAAUAGAUGAUCAGAUUACAUGAAUUCGCUAUGAUAUAUUAGACCUGGGGAAUGAAUUGUAUUGAAAAUGAGGUUAAAUUUGAUUUUUUUUUUAAUAAAUGAAUUUCAAGAUUUUUCUUGAAAAGUGUCUGAAAUGGACUUGAUUUUUUUUCAAAAUGCAGGCAAUGAUUUUUAAUAAUAUUUUGUUUGAAAAAACUGCGUACAAUCUAUUGUAAAAUUUGGUAUAAAGUUUUUUAUUUGAAUGUGUAUUCAGACUUGCUCUCAAAAGAUUAUAUAGCAUUCAUACCCUUAUCCCGUUUUUAGCACUUUUACAAUUAUGUUUGUAGUGUUUUUUUCAUUUAUUGCUUGUUUCUAAAUAUCUCCUUUUGUAAAUUAUGCACAUUUGUCAUUUUUAUUGAGAAUCGUCUUCAACUACAAAACUUGUCCAUGUCAUAAUUUUUACCGUACAUUUCAACAGUAUUGUUCCCCCCUCCCAGCCAUUUUUGAAAUGCUUAUCUUCUAAAUUAUAGAUCUGUAUUUGUCUUUUCCCGGUUAUCUUAAUUGUGCUUCAAUAAGUCCUGAUUACUGUCUUUGGUUUUCUUUUGAAAAUUUUGAUUGAUCAAAAGUCUAAAAUGAUGAUAUUUGGAGAUUUCAAGUUUUUUGCAAAUACAAUAUUGGCUGAUGUUCAAUAUAAGACAACACAUAAACCAUUAAAUGACAAUGGCUUUUUCCUGUGCUUCCUAGUAAUACAAGUGUUUGUUUUGUGUUUUUCUUAAACAACUAGUCAGCAGGCCAGGUGCAGCCUAAAAUUGUUUAGAAGACAAAAAUGAAUGCUGACUUUCUUACUGUUCAGCACAAACUACCUAUCGAAUGCCUCCAUACUAGCCAUGGGCGAGCUUCUGAAUAACUCAUUUAAUAAAACCAUAAAAUGACUAAGGGGAUUUUUGGCAGUAAUUUUUGUAACUGAAUGGAAAUUGGGCAUUUUAAGUGCGAAAAAGAUUCCUUCAAAGUUUUUCAAAAUGAUAAUAUGUGAAAUUAUCCAGUGAUCAAACUGGGGGAGCUAUGAGCCGGACGAUCAUAUAUAGAUAUUAGAGCUUAGAGCAACUUUACCAGUAUAUAUCUCUAUCUCAUUGAUGAUAAUGCUAUGUUGUCUUCUUGUGUGAAAGACUGUAAAUACUUGUUAACUAAGUAACAAUAAGUUUAUAUAAACCUCCCAGUGACCUCCCUGUUUCGCUGCCUUUUUAACAGCGGUAAAAUUUGUCAUUAAGUUAUUUGAAUAUAUAUGUUAUUGACUUGUCCGCCUAGGUUGUAUUAUUACAUUGCAUGUCUCUCAUUGACUGUUAGUUAGACCCUGAACGUUGUGCCUAUUUACAUACUCAUUGUUAAUUGUUGACUACAUGGCUUGGCCGUUUAAUUUCCAUCUUAAAUGAACAAUUAUGUACUCAUAUUGAACAAUUCUGUACUCAUAUCAUGUAAAAGCCACAUAUACUACAUAUUUUGUUAUUCAAUAUUUCAUUCGUGGGCCUUGUAAAAUAUGUUGACUAUUGUACAUCUUUGCAAAGAAUAGUGUUAACUAAUAAGAAAUCAAAAGAAAUAAAGACGAAAAUUGUCUGCAGAAAAUUGUUGAUAGCAAUUUGAGAGAUCAGCAGAAGAUAGGCGUCACUUGUUCCUUUCUCAUGUAUGUAGUUAUGCGGGUAUUUGUUGAAGUGUGAAGUGCAUAAUUAUUUUUAUAUUUAAAAAAAAUCCUAAUGUUUGUAGAUGACAUCACUGAAAGGUUCUUCCAGAAUGCUUGAAUAUCGUUACCCAUGACAGAUGUUGUUGAAGUUGAGAUAUUUUAUUGCUUAUGUUGUAUAGAUAAUUGUUUGUUGAUAUAAUGAACAAGUGAUUAUUCACAUUGUUCUUGUAUUUAAUAGAUGAUCUAUAUAUCUAGCAGGUCGGGUACUGUUAACACUGCUUGUGCAGACUGUUUGUUUUCUGAUAAAGCUCUUUACUGAUAUAGCACUUUAAUAGUAUAAUAUUUCAGAGAGAAAAUGUAUUGUUUUGCAGUUUUCUAUAAUAGCAAGUUUGCCUGAGUAUUUUUGGGGAAAGUUUUGACUAUUUGUCUCAAUACUAGAUAAAAUGAAAUCCAUAAUCCAUCACAAGGUCUUCAUAGUCCUUAUAUACUGGACAUAUAUUACAAUACACUGGGCCGAUUGUUCAGAUCCUUGUUAAUGGCAACAAGGUGAUUUUCAACAUCAUUGUUAAUUCUAAAUGUCAAAUAGAUGAUGAUGUGCUUAUAUUUAAUUAAAUAAAACAAUUACAGCUGUAACAGCUGAUGAAAAGCUUGGUACAAAUACUGCAGAUCAUAGGUGUAUCCGUUAAACUUCCAGCGCUGAGCAGGAAAGUUAACUAUGACAACCUUAACAAGGUUAUGAAGGAUCGGUCCAAUUUACAUUACAUGGAUAAUUGCUUAGGCUAUGUAUGGCUGGUACUCUAUAUUUGUGAUUAGUAGGUUUUUCUUGCAUCAGUCAGGGGCGUUCCUGAAGGAUUUUGAAUUGUAUGCAUGUACAUAUGUGUGAGAUGACAAUAUUUAAAAGUGUGUCAUUGGAUUGGUCCAGAUAUGGUUUAAGGGGUGGGAGAUGGAGGGAUGCCCCCUCCCUUGUAUUUUAAAAAACAACAUUGCAGGUAUGCAAGAACAAUUUUCAAGCAUUUUAUUAAAUGCAAAUAUUAAGUAAAAUUAUGACAAACUUACCAGUAAAAGAUACAUGUAUGUAUACACCACUGAAUAGCUUAUCAAUUUUUAUACUUGAUUUCGAGAUAAAAGAAUAUUCGUUGGAACCAAAAUGGAUUUGUAAGUCAGGGCAUACUGGACUGGAGUAUGCAUAGGCUCGCCUCUUUCUGUAAUUGUAGCACUGCGGUCAAUGGUUGUGUUGUUUCUCAUACAUAUACUUCAAAAAUGAUUGAAAGCAAUGGUGGUUGUGCAAGUUAUUAUUUAUAGUUAAUGCAGAGUGUAUACUAAUUGUAAAUAAAGCAUGUACAUUCUUGUUAAGAAUAAAACCAUUAUUCACCUUAUUAGUCGUCCACUUGCAUAAUUUAAUGAUGUUAAUCAAUAAAAUCUUGUUUACAG